GUGACGUGGACCUUCAUUGAGCAGUCGGAGCUGACAGAAACACUUUUCUUUCUUACUGAAGUUUCACCACAUUUACCAGUGGAAACGUCUCCGUGUCCGUGUGUCGACCGUGAACAUCGAGAAGAGUAUUUCUCCGGGUUUCGCAGCAGGGUUCAGACGGCAGGAUGAGUAAAAACAGCCGGGUGUUGAACCUGAGGGAUAAAGUGAGCGGUAACGAGGCGGACCUGAGCCUGUGUAACCUGAGCGAGGUCCCAGCCAGGGAGCUGGCUUCAUUCCCCAAAGCAACUGUUUUGGACUUGUCCUGCAAUAACAUCACCUGCCUUCCUCCAGAGUUCUGCAGCCUGACCCACUUGGUGAAACUGGACCUGAGUAAAAACCAGCUGACCUCUCUGCCAGACGACCUGGGAAACCUGGUGGGCCUUCAGCAUCUGGACCUGUACAACAACAAGCUGGCGGCCCUGCCUGUCAGCUUCUCCCAUCUCAGGAGUCUGAAGUGGUUGGAUCUGAAGGACAACCCGCUGGAACCCACCCUGGCCAAGGCAGCAGGAGACUGUUUGGAUGAGAAGCAGUGCAAACAGUGUGCCAUCAAGGUACUGCAGCACAUGAGAGAAAUUCAGGAUGAGGUCGAUCGUGCACGAGAGAAGCGUCUUUUAAGGGAAAAAGAGCUGGAGAAGAAGCGGGAGGCGAAGCAGAGGGAGCGGGAGGCCAGAGAGAGGGAGGCUCGUAAACGGGAGAAGGCGGAGGAGAAGGAGAAGAGGAGGAAAGAGUACAACGCUCAGAUGGCGGCCCAGGCUGCGCAGGAGCAACAGAAGAAGAAGAGCGAGGAGAGGAAGAAGAAGAACGGACAGGCUGCAGAUAAAAAAGUGGUGGUGGUGGCGCCACCUAAACCCCGGAGGUCUGUCCUCGGCCUGAUGUUUAAGCUGCUGCUGGUGUUGGUGCUGGGAUUGGCUGCUGUCGCUGCCGCCUGCCGGCUGACUGACCUGCAGAGAGAAGCCUUCUGCAUGCCCGUCAGCCUCGCCGUGGACGACGGCGUAGCCUGGGCCCGAACGCAGGAGGCCGUGCUCAGACAGCUGGUGCAAAACCUGUCCACGGCAGCAAGAGAGCUGCUCGAAUCCACGCAAACCGCCAAGAACUAAACCCCCGCGCGCAUCAGAUCCCAGAGGUGCAGGAUUUCCAACCUCACCUGCGAGUCCUGCGGUUUUCUUUCCUUUCUUUUUUUUUUAAUCACGCUUUAAUCAUGCAUCUCAUUAAAAUGGGCAAAUGCUCCCCCUCACCCGGUCCGUGGGGCUGGGAGGUGAACUGUGUGCACAGAUGGACAUUUGUUGAGGGAGAGAUGUUAAAUCAUCUUAAAUUCCUAUGGAAUUGCCAUUCUUCUGCCCUCUUUGUAAUACAGAUUGCUUUUUUAAAACUAAGUAAUCAUCCUAAA
Molecule: messenger RNA, 1426 nt
Organism: Cololabis saira (Pacific saury)
Lineage: Eukaryota; Metazoa; Chordata; Actinopteri; Beloniformes; Belonidae
Gene: lrrc59
Product: leucine rich repeat containing 59
Exons: 8
Coding region: 165-1136 (323 amino acids)
Molecular function (GO): protein binding
Source: RefSeq, a predicted model, not a curated record